This is a messenger RNA of Centropristis striata (black sea bass), 542 nucleotides long. Its product is annotated as zinc finger BED domain-containing protein 4-like. Gene Ontology annotation, molecular function: DNA binding. Bases 60 to 542 code for a protein of 160 amino acids. The transcript is spliced from 4 exons. Lineage: Eukaryota; Metazoa; Chordata; Actinopteri; Perciformes; Serranidae. The record is from RefSeq and is a predicted model, not a curated record.
UUGGCGAUUUGUUGGUUUGUGAGUGACAUAGAUAUAUAUCUUGUACUACAAAUAUUCCCAUGGAACCUGUGAGAAAGAGAAAGUUUUCCUCCAUGUGGGAACACUUUGAGCAGAUCUCCCCGAACAAGGUGAAGUGUUUGUUGUGUGCCAAGGAAUUGGGAUACAACAAUAACACCUCAUCCAUGUUGAGGCAUUUUCGUGCUUUGCAUGAAAACAGUGAGGGGAAUGUGGCUGGACCCAGUCCAGUGAGCAGAAAGAAGGACCUGGACGAUGCCUUGGUGUCAAUGAUUGUCAAAGACACCCAGCCUUUCAGUAUAGUGGAGGACACAGGAUUUAGAGAGUUUGUGGCUAAACUAGAUCCAACCUACAUCCUCCCAACAAGAAAGGCCAUGGUUGAAGAGAGAUACCAGCAUGAGAAGGAGAAGGCCAAAGCUGAGGUCCAGAAAGUAGCUGCAGUUAGUUUGACAGCAGACAUGUGUACAUCUAUAAACAUGGAUGCAUACUUGGCUGUAACGUGCCAUUUUAUAGAUGAGACAAUAUAA